GCAGAGUAAGCACAGCAGAUUCAGCAACCUUUGCAUGGCGUGAGACCGCAAUGAUGCAAGAUGCAGAAGAAGUGCUUCGUGCCAUCGAAGAGAAGAAGGUUGAGGUGCGCUUGGCUCAAGCCGAAGCCCAACGUGAACGGCAUCAGCUGGAGCUGGAGUGGCAACGGCUUCAGUGGCAACAGGAAGCGCUCCUUCAGGAGAGGCGGGCUGUGCAGAAGCUGAAAGCGAACUUGGAGGCCAAGUAUGCCGUUUGCGAGGUGGAGUACCACGGGCACCAGGUGCGCGGCAAACGCCGGGCAGGGCCUGCUUGCUUGGGCGAUGACUCCAGCGGUCCAAGCUGGUCGUUUCUCUCUGUCUUGACAGAUGGAGGUUCCUGGUUCGAGAGCUGCUCCUGCCCUGGCUCCAAAUCCAGGGAGGCCGCAACCAGUGGCCGACCGGAGGUGGGGACCGCGCUGCCCUUGGCAAUGCCAGAGGAGCUUCAACUCACGAUAGCGUCUCCAUCUGGCAGGUUGAAGACCGCCCCAUGCCACGCACCGAGCAACGCGCCUCCAUGAGCUGCAAGAUUCACAAGAGCCGCGCUUGCGAAAGGUUGAAGUUUGCUUCACAACCAGCGAUGAACUUGAGUCUUUACAGACUCUGCAGGCCAUUGCAGGAGUUUGUUUGAGUUUGAUUGAGUGAGGCGAGCUUCCCUCUAUCCAAGAGCACGCCUUGCUGGAGGAUGAGUUCAGACUGAGCCGCACCUUGUCCAGUGCACGUCGCGGUGGGGCUUGAGCCUCUCAGCAGGUUUGUCCCAAGCAAGCAGUUCAUGU
Durusdinium trenchii is the source of this 809-nucleotide messenger RNA. NCBI's taxonomy places the organism in Eukaryota, Dinophyceae, Suessiales, Symbiodiniaceae. The record is from the annotation of a GenBank genome assembly.